UCUUAAAGGUUGAAGAGGCCUCUUCCUUACAGUCAGGAAGGAAUUUCCCUCCAGGCUAGAUUGGCUUGGUAUCCUGGAGGUUUUUUACUUUCCUCUGGGCAUUGGGCAGGGGUCACCAAGGGAGUUGGGGAUAGCUGUAAAUUUCCUGCAUUGUGCAGGGGGCUGGACUAAAUGACCCUUGUGGUCUUCUCCAGCUUUAUGUUUACAUGAACUCAACAGCCAAUUAACACAUGGCAGGAUUUGCCUCUCCUUCAAGUGAUCUCUGUUUUGUUAUCAAGAGCCAUUAAUGGCUUUCUUUCCUGGGCCUGCUUUUGUUUUAAGGUCUUGCCAGUUUUUCUUCUUUAUUCCAGAGACUAAUAGUCCCCAGAAGAAGCUUGAGGGAGAACCAGAACAGCUCCCAUUGGAAGGGGAGCAGCUGAGAAGCAAUGGAACAAAACUGAUGGAGGAGGAUGAAUCAUCUGCUUCUCAGGGUACUGAAUCCCAGGACAUCCUGUCAUACCAUCGAUGGAUCAGUUGCCCCAUGUGUGGAAAAACAUUCAUUUAUCCAUCAGUGUUUGAUAGACACUGGAGAACCCACACAGGGGAGAAACCAUAUAAAUGUGUGGACUGUGGAAAGAGCUUUGCUCGGAGUACACAGCUUAGUGUCCAUCAACGUAUCCAUACUGGGGAGAAGCCAUAUAAAUGCAUGGAUUGUGGAAAGAGCUUUGCUCGGAAUGCAGAUCUUACUGCUCAUCGACGUAUCCAUACAGGGGAGAAACCCUAUGAAUGCAUGGAGUGCGGAAAGAGCUUUGCUCGGAGUGCGGAGCUUUCUGAUCAUCGACGUAUGCAUACAGGGGAGAAACCAUAUAAAUGUGUGGACUGUGGAAAGAGGUUUGCUCGGAGUAGGUACCUUAGUAUCCAUCGACGUAUCCAUACAGGAGAGAAACCAUGUAAAUGCAUGGAGUGCGGAAAGAGUUUUGCUCGGAGUGGAGAUCUUACUGCUCAUCGACGUAUCCAUACAGGGGAGAAACCCUAUGAAUGCAUGGAGUGCGGAAAGAGCUUUGUUCGGAGUGCAGAGCUUUCUGCCCAUCAGCAUUUCCACAUGGGAGAAACCAUGCAAAUAUGUGGAUUGUGGAAAGAGGUUUGUUCGGAAUAAGUACCUUACUAUCUAAAUGCAUGGAGUGUGAAAAGAGCUUUGCUUGGAGUGCAGAGCUUACUCUGGAUCGAUUUAUCCAUAUAGGGGAGAAACUAUAUAAAUGUGUGGAUUGUUGAAAGAACUUUGCUGAGAGCACACUUUUUACUGUGCAUCUAAGUAUCCAUACAAGGGAGAAACCAUAUAACUACGUGACUGCGGAGAGAGCUUUGCUUAGAAUACACAGCUUGCUGCUCAUUGAUACAUCCAAGCAAGGGGGAAACUAUAAAGUAUACGCUGUGAUCUGGACACCAACUGUAAUAUAGGUGAGCCAGAAGUAAUACUUAACUCACUAUCUGGUCUGUUUCUGAAUCAUUUUGACCACAGUGCCAUUCACCUCCAGGGUAUUGCAAGCUGAACCCCUUUGUCUGCAGUCUGGGAAGUGGUGGCAUUGUGCCUAUAUAGCAGUCAGGACACUGAACUGAUUAACAAAAGUGUUAUCAGUAGAACUAACAAACUGGAUAGGAAAGAAUAGAAAUAAAUAGCUGCCUUUGCUACUUGAGAGCGUAUUCAAAGGGGUUUCAGAAAAAGGAGAUUACCCUGAGAGUAGCAUUCUGCAGACAGACAAGGAGAAAACCCUUUACUGGAAACAAGGUACUCCUCCUACAGUGCUGUCUUACUAGAGUUUUCUGCCCACGCAGGAUCUUUUCUUUGUACACAAGAAGUUGCUAUACUCCAACGGAAGUCACGGCUUUGGGUGAAGGUACCCACUGUGAAAAAUGUCAAGACCCCGAGGAGUGGUUCUCUUUGUGGAAAGCAAACAGACUGAAGCCUGCUCCACUUGCAGUGAAAUGCUGAAAUGGGAGCCGGUUCUGAUUAAGGAAUUGGACAUGCACUCUCAUGCCACACCGGAGUCUCUGUUUCAGGCCCCUGGCGGUUACCGCUGAUAAUGGAUAAAUAAACACACACAAAUGCCUUGCAUGUGAGUAGGAAACUCAUAUAGAAAACUCAGCAUAUGUGACUAGCAGGAAAGGAGUCCAGUGGCACCAUAGGAACUGACAAGACUUUCAGAGUGUAUGCUUUCAAGAAUCAGAGCUCCCUUCUUCAGGUAUCUGAAGAAGGGAAUGUUGGUCUCCAAGGUGCCACUGGGCCAAAAUCCUGCUAUUCUACUGCAGACCAACAAGGCUACCCAGCUAAAGCAUAGGAGAAGUAUCCCUGAAGGGGGUGGAUUCAGAUGAACAAUAAGGGUGGUGCAUCUCAGAGAUAGUUCUCAGCGCUUAGUUCUCAACGCUUCUAUUCACACAACUUUCCACCCCUCGCCAGCCCAGUGGUUGGUCUGAAUCCACAAGAAAGGACAGGAGCCUCUACUUCAGAUGAAAAUAUUUAUUCUGUCCAAUAUAUAAAAUUGUCUUUCUGUUCUCAGGCCUUUUUUUCUUUGUCUGGUUUAGGGGUAUUGAGGCUGCUCGCCGA
This is a messenger RNA of Eublepharis macularius, 2581 nucleotides long. Its product is annotated as zinc finger protein 239-like. Gene Ontology annotation, molecular function: DNA-binding transcription factor activity, RNA polymerase II-specific; RNA polymerase II cis-regulatory region sequence-specific DNA binding. Bases 287 to 1135 code for a protein of 282 amino acids. The record is from RefSeq and is a predicted model, not a curated record. The transcript has a single exon. Gene Ontology annotation, biological process: regulation of transcription by RNA polymerase II. NCBI's taxonomy places the organism in Eukaryota, Metazoa, Chordata, Lepidosauria, Squamata, Eublepharidae.